This is a messenger RNA of Penicillium crustosum, 1818 nucleotides long. RefSeq names its product flavin-containing monooxygenase. The record is from RefSeq and is a predicted model, not a curated record. Lineage: Eukaryota; Fungi; Ascomycota; Eurotiomycetes; Eurotiales; Aspergillaceae. Gene Ontology annotation, molecular function: flavin adenine dinucleotide binding; N,N-dimethylaniline monooxygenase activity; NADP binding. The transcript has 4 exons. Bases 1 to 1818 code for a protein of 605 amino acids.
AUGACUGUUUCUGUGCCAGUACCGGUAGAUGGCGAAAUGCUUGACGUUCCUAAAAUGGAAGGUACAAAUGGAACCAACGGAUUUCACAAGAUAGACCAAGUUACUACGAAAUCCGCUACAAAUGGCCACAACGGCGCAAAUUCGUCGAGCAACUCUAUCCCGCUGAAUACAGACUACGCGUAUAAACCACGCAAAAUGCGCGUCGUAACCAUUGGAGCAGGCUUCUCAGGUCUCUUAAUGGCGCAUAAAUUCCAACAUCGAUUUCCUGAGCUGGAAGAAUUUGUGGAUCAUACGAUAUAUGAAGCCCGAAACGAUGUCGGGGGCACAUGGUUGAUCAAUACAUACCCAGGUGUCCAGUGCGAUGUCCCCGCACACAUCUACGCGUUCCCUUUCGAUCCGAAUCCUGAUUGGAGCCGGUUUUACUCCAGUGGAGACGAGAUCCAGGCGUACAUCAAACGGACAGUAAAGAAGUGGAAUUUGGACCGGGAUCUUCAGCUUAACACGAGAGUAGCCGGUGCCUAUUGGGAAGAAGAUCACGGGCGCUGGAGAUUGGUUAUUGAGCAUGAGGGCGAACAGCGAGAGGAAUACUGCGAUGUUCUAAUCUCAGCUCAAGGUGUACUUGUUCAUCCCUCGUGGCCUGAUAUUCCUGGAUUGUCCGAUUUCAAAGGCCACACAACUCACUCGGCACACUGGGAUCAUGAAUUCGACUAUUCUAACAAGCGCAUCGCAGUUAUUGGAAAUGGCUCGUCCGGCAUUCAAAUCACACCACAAAUGGCCAAGCUCCCCGGAACGGAGGUUGUCAACUUCAUGCGAAGCCCAGCUUGGGUUUAUUAUCGCGUACCGCCAUCAAAGCACCUAGGACGCGAUGUGGAUGAUGCUAACCCUGCGUAUUUGGAAGAGGAGCGGGAGAAGUUUCAGGAUCCCGAGGCCCACAAAGACUACAGAAAGGCUAUCAUCUCGCGUACUAAUAAGGCCUUCCGCUUGUUCAUCAAAGGCGAAAAUAACGAAGCAGCAGUUCGAUUUGGCGCACAGCAAAUGGCCGAAAAGCUUAACCAUGACCCCGAUCUCUGCGAGAAGCUGAUCCCAAAAUGGGAGGUCGGUUGUCGCCGCGUCACUCCAGGGCCAGGAUAUCUAGAAUCCUUUGCAAAGCCAAAUUGCAAUCUUAGCAAUAGCACUAUUACUAAGAUUACGGAAAAUGCAGUUCACACAGCAGACGGAAAUGUCUUCGAAUGUGAUGUCGUGAUCUGUGCUACGGGUUUCGAUGUCUCCCAUUGCCCUCGCUACCCAAUAGUUGGACAGGACGGGACCAGUUUAGCACAGAAAUGGGAAGAUGAACCGAAUUCCUACCUUUCAGUUGCCACCGCCAACUUCCCCAAUUACUUUAUCAUGAUGGGACCUAACUGUCUAGGCGGACAUGGCUCUCUAGUUGAAUCUCUCAACUGGACGGGAGAUUACUUCGUGAAAUGGAUAAAGAAGAUGGCGACUGAAGAUAUCAAAUACGUCGUACCGAAGCAUGCUGCUGAAGAUGCGUUUGGGAAAUACGGUGACGAAAUUCACAAAACCUUGGUCUGGACCGGCGGUUGUAAGAGUUGGUACAAGCGCAACAAGGUGGAUGGCCGGGUUACUGCACUGUUUGGUGGCAGUGCGAUUUUGUUCCAGAGACUGAUCAGUGAUAUUCGGCCGGAAGACUUCGAGAUCGAGUAUAACAGUGCUAAUCGGUUCCGGUUCAUGGGGAAUGGGUUUACUGAGUUUGAGAUGAAGGAGGGAAAUGAUUUGUCUUUCUAUGUCGAGAUCGCUGAUGAGUCGCCGUCGUGUUGA